UUACCUUGUUGUAUACAAGUUCACAGGCGUUGUUUUGUUUCUUGGUAGAGUUAUAGACGAAAAAAUAUAUACAAAAUUAAGUUCAAAAUGGGACCCAUAUGUAGAACGUGUGCAAAGGAACUUUUGAAUUGUGAAGACGCUCUAAAAAUAUUUAGCGCAAAACACAGGAAAUUGUUAUUUCAACUCCAAGAUUUAACUGGCAUGAUGCUAAAAAACUGUGAUUUGCCAAAGUUGAUGUGUGCAUCGUGCCACCAAUCGUUGAGCCAGGCUCAUCAAUUUCGCCAAAAGGUUUUGAUGGUACAGGAUUCGUUUGACAAAAACAAGGCUUCAAAGUGCAGAUUCAAAAGGAACUGGAAUAAGAAUGUAGAAGACACAGAAUUUGUGCAAUUGUGCGUAAAAGAGGAAAAGGACGAGUUAGAGGAGUCGGAAAAAGAAAUGAACGAUUCCCUCCAGAUAACCUACAAAGAGGAAAUCACAUGCAAUAAAAAAUUUAUUGCAUCAGAAGUGAAUGCCCUAGAACUUAAUGAGGAAAACAUCCUCGAAGAUAUUAAAAUCUCAAUAUUGCAAGAUACUUGCGAUGAUAGUGAUGUGGGCGUUUGGAGUAAGUCUGUGCCAGCAGAUGAUAAAAGGAGUUUUACCUCAACAACAGAAGAUGAGAAAAGCUUCAAAAGUGACGUCGAGCAUAAACCAACUGCUGUGAUAGAGAAAAGAAUUACAAAAAAGCGAGCAAACAGGAGAAGUUUCUCUAAGAGCAGACAAAAUAUGAGGGAUACAUCGGAAAAGAAAUCCAAAGAGUCAAUUAAGAAGGAAAGCAAAUCUUUUGUUAGGAAUAAAAAGGAAGCUUCUGAUCAUUCAAAUUUAUUUAUUUGUGAUCAGUGUGGAAAUCAUUUUACCUGCAGAAAUCAUUUCAAACUACAUCUUCGGCGACAUACAGGUGAUAAACAAUGUGCUUGCGAAUUGUGUCCAGAUAAGUUUUUCACGAGCUCGGAACUGAGAAGACACAUGAGGAAACAUACUGGCGAAAGGCCUUUCGCUUGUAAAUAUUGUGAACGGCGAUUUACGGACUACAGCACAAGAGUUAAACAUGAACGAACUCAUACCAACGAACGACCUUUUAUCUGUUCCCAAUGCGGAAAAUCGUUCACAACAUCUUAUGUUCUAAAAAAUCAUAUGUUAACCCACACUGGCGAAAGACAUUUUAACCACACCUUGCGUUUUGAGGUGUGGGUAGCGAUUCCUGACCAUCCUCUGGGAAAGCUGGAUUGUUUCGCCAAAUAAAACCAAUCGCAGUAGAUACUCUCCAAGCCUGGUGUCCGUCCGCUAAAAAAUUAAAGUACAAUUAAAGUACAUCGUAAUUUUUUUUUUUACUUGUUUAUUUUCUAAAUAAAAUUAAAAAAAAGCUAUGUCCUUGAGUGUUAAAGAUAGAGCUAAAUAAUGGCAUAUAACAAAUACGGCUUUUAAUUCACUAUAUAGCUAUAAAAGACAAGCCAGGGUCGAAAAGUUAUUGCUGACAUUUUAAGAGAAGUCGAAAAUAAUGUCGAUAAUGUCAAAAUUUGAGGCGAAAGUAUGUUUACUAAUGGUGUCAACAGUAAAAUUCUUAGACAAGCCUGAAAUAUCCUUGAUUUAGAUCAUCUUUCCUGUGAUCCUCUUCGAGUUUUGUCUUAAAAAAUAUUAUAAAGGCCCUUUAUAACUUUAAUUAUUAUAUCCGCAAUCGUUGAAAGGAGAAGCACUUUAUAAAUCGUAAUCAUAGCCAUUAAAGUAUUGUCGCAGAGUGGGGAGCCAACACUAAUUUGGAUGCUUUUGAGGUUCAUAUACCCACCACUAUAGGGUGGGAAGCCACCAUAGCGCAGAGGUUAGCAUGUCCGCCUAUGACGCUGAACGCGUGAGUUGGAAUCCUGCGAGACCAUCAAAAAAAUUUUCGGCGGUGGUUUUCCCCUCCUACUGCUGGCAACAUUUAUGAGGUACUAUACCAUGCAAAACUUCUCUUCAAAGAAAUGACGCUAUGCGGCACGGCGUUCGGACUCGGCUAUCAAAAGGAGGCCCCUUAUCAUUGAGCUUAAAACUUGAAUCGGACUGCACUCAUUGAGAUGUGAGAAGUUUGCCCCAGUUCUUAGUGGUAUGUUUAUGGCCAAAAUUUGCAAUUUACUAUAGGGUGGGUGGUAUACUAAUCGAGUUAUUUCGUUUAUAACACCUUGAAAUAUUGAUCUAAGAUCCCAUAAAUUAUAUAUAUUCUUGUUCGUCUCGACCUUCUGGGUCGAUCUAGCCCUGUCCAUCUGUCGAAAUCACGAUAGCGGUCGAACGCGAAAGACCUAAAACCAUUCUGGUUCAGCAAAAAAAUCCGAUUUUCUAAGGAAGAUACAAGGUUUUAUAUCAAACAGGAUAACGCAAUGGAUCUUUAAACAGAAUAAAGGUAUUACAAGCCGUAUAACGCUGAAGAUCAUUAACAUAUAGAAUAAAUAAGAUUGUUCCCAAAAUAGAAUAAACCGACACCUAGCACUUAAAUAUGAGGAAAUGACCUUGCAAGCAGAAACAGAAAUUAUUAGCAUCACGAAAUUCCGUAAGUAAAUGAAUAAGUUUGUAGAAUUGAAUGCUCUACAUUAAUCAGGCGAUACCGUUAUGAAAAGUUCUUCAUUAUCAAUAUUCUCCUGUAUAUAGACUGUUAAUUUUAAUAACAAAUGGCUGGAAUGAAGCCCUUGAUGAAAAGCAUAUUGCAUAUCAUUAAUCUGAAGCAUCGAAUGUUGGAAAAUUUUAUCCUAUCCACAGGUUGCGAAUAGUGGAAUGCUCAGUCCGGAGAAGUUGUAACUGCAGUCGCGGACAAUCAACAGUAUAGAGUGGCCAGUCUCAGUGAGAGGUCGGGUGGCGCCAGCUCUUGCACAAAUGUUGAGUGCCUACAAUGCUCGAUAUGGCAAGGCGAGUUAUUGGCGCCUUGUAUAACCAAUGGUCUCCCUGUUUCCACGGCGAUCGGUCCUUUGGACUGGAACGAGCUUGCUCACCUACAAGAGCUUGACGAGGAUCGCCACCUCCACAUGAAAAUGUGUUUACAACAACAAAAACAAAUGUUCGAAAAAUGUCAUUAAAUUGAUCAAUAUGCAUCGUUGGUGAUUCUAUAACUUUAGUGUUGCCAUUUUAUUUUAAUAAUGUAUUUGUUUCG
Molecule: messenger RNA, 3151 nt
Organism: Stomoxys calcitrans (stable fly)
Lineage: Eukaryota; Metazoa; Arthropoda; Insecta; Diptera; Muscidae
Product: transcription factor Ouib
Exons: 4
Coding region: 88-1278 (396 amino acids)
Biological process (GO): regulation of DNA-templated transcription
Cellular component (GO): nucleus
Molecular function (GO): DNA-binding transcription factor activity, RNA polymerase II-specific; RNA polymerase II cis-regulatory region sequence-specific DNA binding; zinc ion binding
Source: RefSeq, a predicted model, not a curated record